Molecule: messenger RNA, 3711 nt
Organism: Sitophilus oryzae (rice weevil)
Lineage: Eukaryota; Metazoa; Arthropoda; Insecta; Coleoptera; Curculionidae
Product: serine/threonine-protein kinase SIK2-like
Exons: 12
Coding region: 205-3054 (949 amino acids)
Biological process (GO): microtubule cytoskeleton organization; intracellular signal transduction; protein phosphorylation
Cellular component (GO): cytoplasm
Molecular function (GO): protein serine/threonine kinase activity; tau-protein kinase activity; ATP binding
Source: RefSeq, a predicted model, not a curated record
CGGUUGCAGUCUCGGCGAGCGGCGGAAGCGGCGCGCAGUUUGUCGCGAGCCUGGCGCGGAAACGCAGGUAUAACCACCAUGGCAAUACACAUCGAACCCUUUAGCAAUAAAUCAUAAGAGAUGCGAUUUGGUGCCGGUUGCGGUUCGCGCGAGUAGUUACGUCGAUUCGACGGCCUGUUUCAUUCAAGCGACCCACUGCCAGUCAUGGGCGACAGAGAAAAAUUAACGUCGAAAAACCCGAUCAGGGUCGGGUUCUACGACAUAGAGCGGACGAUAGGCAAGGGGAAUUUUGCCAUCGUCAAAUUGGCCAGGCACAGGAUUACCAAAACAGAGGUUGCAAUCAAAAUUAUAGAAAAGUCAAAACUGGAUUCUAGUAACUUACAAAAGGUUUAUAGAGAAGUAGAUAUUAUGAAAAGACUGGAUCAUCCCCAUAUAAUUAAACUUUAUCAGGUUAUGGAGACAAAGAAUAUGAUAUAUCUUGUUUCUGAGUACGCUAGUCAGGGUGAAAUAUUUGAUUAUAUCGCGAGAUAUGGUCGAAUGAGCGAGGAACAAGCUAGGGUUAAAUUUUGGCAAAUAUUGUCGGCUGUCGAAUACUGCCAUAAUCGUAACAUUGUACAUCGAGAUUUGAAGGCUGAAAAUCUAUUAUUAGAUUCAAAUAACAAUAUAAAAAUAGCAGACUUUGGUUUUUCCAACUUUUAUACGGUGGGAGGACAACUGUCAACUUGGUGCGGUUCACCGCCAUACGCGGCACCAGAAGUUUUCGAAGGCAAGAAGUACGUCGGACCCGAAAUUGACAUCUGGGUGAGUAAUACUUUAAUCUUCCUCAGGAAAGCUCCUCAAUAUGUCGACGUACAUUUUUUUCUCGGAUCCGCUCCGUUCCCGCCACGUUGCGGAAAGCAUGAAUGUACUUUUCCUGGUGCGCCGACUGCAAUCUGCAGUCAUGAUAUAAACAAAGUACACUUUUUAUCAUACAUAGACGAAGGCAUUUCGAUCAAUGGAGCCCCACUCAACAACCUGCGCUACGCUGACGAUACAAUAGUAUUUGCCGAUACCAUCCAAGGCCUGCAAAAUCUGAUGAACAGUUUAACAGAAAGUAGUAGGAAGUAUAGACUCGACAUAAAUACAAAUCAUUAUUAUAUUUUUCCAGACUGCGAAUCUUUAAUAAGAAAAAUGUUGGUUCUCGAACCCAAUAAAAGGUAUACUAUUCAACAAAUCAAGAAGCAUCGAUGGAUACAAAUGGACGUUUUGCCAUCAUUUCCACCAAUCAUUAACAGUUCUUGUACACAAGCCAACGAACAAAUCUUUAGACUGAUGCAAAGUUUAGGAAUUGACAGCUCAAAAACUCGAGAGUCUAUCAGGACAGGUUGUUACGAUCAUCAUGCCGCCAUCUAUUUUCUGCUGCUCGAUAAACUCAGGACUCAGCUGGUGGGAGGAGAAAAUCAAACUGGAGUGAGGGAAGUACAAAGGAGGAGGCCGUCAAAUGUGGCAGAGCAGGCCAUGAGAAAAAUAGGUAUCCACCAAGGGAGAGCAAGCACCACCGAAGACUGCAGACGCCUUCUGCAGCAUUCUUCUCUCGGCCCCACAGCGACCAGCAACAACAAGAUUAACGUGUCCAAUGUUAUCGGCUCAUGUGCGAAUCCAACAUCUAAUACUUCACCAGUGCACGGAAUCGAUGCUGCAAAAUUGCUGGCAGCCACCAACAGCGAGGACGCUUUGAAAAUACUGAACCAAGCGGCUUCGACCACUACCUUUAGCAUGUGCAACGAGGCUACAAGAUUGAUGUCCACGCUUCAGAUGUCAGCGGUACCGUCCAGCUCGACGGAAACGUCUCCUUUUAAAGAGUACUCUAAAGCGGUACCCAGUGCGUAUCCAUUGGUACUGAAUAUGCAUCCUUUCGAAACACCUGACGUCAAAGGAAGUUUGGACAGGUUUAAUGCAAGGGAUACACUAACGUCUAAACCGCCCCACAGUGGCCCCAGACUAAGCUACGCUUCCUCCAGCUCAUCUAGUGGCGUAGUAAACAAUUUUAACGCAUCCAAAAGUCUUAGCCAGAACCUCAGUUGUGAUAGUAACUUCGAAAGUCUUGAAUACCCCCUCUCCGAGUCCAGCGAGCUAGCCAGUAGUUUGCCAAGUUGUACAUCGACCGAUAAAAAACCUGAAUCUAGCCUGAUCACCUCAAACGCACUAUCCAGCUUCAAAUACCACAAUAUGGUUCCUAGAAUGGCCGCUCACAAGCAGAAUCCUUUGAUUCACAUGUCCCGUUUUAAAACGACCAGAAACCUCACCCGAUCACCUGUUGAUUUCCGCGAAGGUAGAAGGGCUAGCGACGGUUUGGUAGCUCAACAAGUAGGAGAGGGUCCUGUUUCGAACAUAGCUUUCAAUUCGCAAAAACUCAACGAAAGCUUCAAGGCUAAAGGCGUGCUAGACAUGGGCUUAGUCCAGCGCGAGGCGCUCAGGUUGCAAAGUCAGUAUCAAGCGAGGGAACCGCCCGAGGAAAUGUCGCACAGGCAAAAACAGCAUAAUCAGUACAUGCAGCCCAGAGCGACUAAAAAGAUUAGCCUGCCCGAUAACUUUAGUUACUCGAGCAUUGAGCCGGUCCAAUUGCAAACGGCGAUGCAACACCGAUUGCUUCAACAGAAACGUUUGCAGAAACAGUGCGCCAUAUCUCACCAGGUUGCGAGUAGCAUCGAUGCAGCUACGCAUUUGUCGCGAAGGCACAUGCUGAGGCAGGCUAGUUAUAAGAUAGCUCAGCAGCAGCCAGUGUUGCCGCCUCUCCCUCCCUUGCCCUUGUCGGAAACGGAGAGUAAAGACUUACUUGCAUUUCAAUCCAUUGUAGAGAAUCCUGGAGAGGCGUGGAACGCUGGAGUGAGCGGCAACGUACAGUCGAUGGUGGAGCCCAAUCUCUCGUCCAAAUCGUGGCAGAAAACUAAUUCGACGUGGAACCAGGGACCCUCAAGCUUGCCGGCAAACCUACAGACAAACGCGUGGCCUCCCUUGUUACCCUUAAGGGAAAGUCCCAUAUUAGAAUUAACAGAACAAAUGGAAUCCAUAUAAAGUUACUAUUUUUAGGUAUCAGUUUUUAACUGUCAAUUGUUUUUUUUUUAAUAAAACGGACUCUAAAGGCCUAGUCUACACAUAAAAUUUCACCUGUCAGUCUUACAUGUUCAGUCAAGACGUAUCAAGUAAAAUCUUGUGUGUAACUGAGUUACAAUCGUCUAAAAAACUGUCGUUUUGCCUACUCUAAAAAAUAUAAAAAGUAAAUUUACAAGAAAUAAUAUGGAUAUAUUAGAGCAUCUUUAAUAAAUGGCUUUUAAAAAUCUAAUGUUUUUAUUUAGUUUGCAUUAUUAGUUUGAAUUUCUUUUCAACUUCACUAAAGACAAUGCAAUGAAAAAAACCUUAGACGAAAUUUUGUGUAUGCUAGUUUUUAAUCCAUCUUCCCUGGCAGGUAAAGCAUUAUCUGUAGACGAAGCUUAACGUCUUAAUUUGUAUACAACUAGAGUUUGCCUGGAAAUAGAUAGCUAGAUAUGUAAGAAAUAAUUUAGUAAAUAAUAGUAAAUUUGUUAGAUACAUUUUAAGGAGUGAUUCAUUGGUUUUAAAAUACUCUGCCUUUCCAUUAUUAAUAAAGGCCUCAAACGCACUGACGACGACCAGGUCGCAGCGACCAGCAUUUGAUUCAAUGUUAUUACUGGUCGCGGCUGCGUUUCCUAAUAA